AUGGCCGAACUGGCUGAGUGCCCCAAACCUUCCUUCUGGGCUGUGUUCAUAGGAUUGGCUGAACAAGCUGUCUGUGACCCCUCAGAAUUCAGCAAUAAAGAAAUCGCGGAAACAGUUGCCUCGCUCAGUAUCGAGAGUACGAUGUCUCCACUUCCAUUCGAGCUUUCCCAGAUCAUAACGAUGGUACUCGGAUUCAUGGUACUAAUGCAAUCAUCUCUCCUCACGAGUCCAUCCAAUCUUAUGUGGUUGGUGAAAUCCAUAUUUUCGAUUAUGUACGAGUUCAUCUUGAAACCUUACAUCAUGCUCUAUAAACUCGUCGGUCCAGCGAAACUUCUUUAUCUUGCCUUGGACACAUUCUGUAUUUUUGCUUUCAUCGGUUUCUGUUAUCUAUACCAUGGUUCUAUUGCAGGCUUGGGAUGGGUAGUCAACAUUUACCAACCCAGAAAGGCCCAAAAUAUCGCUGGUUUUCCGAACAUGUCUCCAGAUUGUCAACUCCAAGAAUGCACUAUCUAUCUCUCGGCAUGGUGUAACAAGCCUUUAAACUUGAAAGUCAUGGAGGUCAACUUGGAAAGAAAGUCGGAUGAUGCGAGAGAGUUCUCUAAGGGAGACCAAAAAUUCAUAUUAGGACGGAAAAGUAUAAUCAGUUCUACUUCUACGGAAUUCAUUGUCAGAUUCAAAAAGAUGGUAAGAGAUGUGCGUGCUCGUGUCAGAUGGACUCAUGCAGCUCUUUUAUUGCUGCUUGUGUUGAUCAUACAGAUACCAGCUGUGUCAACAAAUGCUCAGUUAAUACCAGGCAUUAUUCUUCAGUGUCCCGGUUGGGCGGCAGGAGUGUUUCUCACCUGCUACCGGUAUAUGGAAGCAGCUGUGAUAACGAAGGCUCAAUUAGUACCAGGACUUUUCGAUCAAUGCCUCGUUGCAGCAAAAGAAAUACUCCUCUUUGGCUACCAGUGUCUGAGAGAAAUCUUUCUGGGGGUUACGGCGAGCUUUAGCAACUUUGACUAUGAGGGUAUGAAUGAAGAAUUUCGUAAGGAAAGAAGGAACGAAGGUAUGCGCGCUGUGGAAGUGGACGAUGGGUAUGAAGUUGUUUAUGACAGUAAACAAGCUUUCAUUACGCGCUUCCGGAAUGUCAAUAAGAUCGUGCGAGAUAAUUUGUACAAUCUACUUUGGCUUUGGUUUUUUUAUAGCUUUAUGCCCUAUAUUCUUCAUCUUCUGAAAGAAACGAUUCGCCGAGGUGAAGAGAGACGUAGGGCGGAGAUACGUAGGGCGGAAAGACCUUAG
Botrytis byssoidea is the source of this 1278-nucleotide messenger RNA. RefSeq lists its product as uncharacterized. Bases 1 to 1278 code for a protein of 425 amino acids. NCBI's taxonomy places the organism in Eukaryota, Fungi, Ascomycota, Leotiomycetes, Helotiales, Sclerotiniaceae. The transcript is spliced from 2 exons. The record is from RefSeq and is a predicted model, not a curated record.